This is a messenger RNA of Rubroshorea leprosula, 961 nucleotides long. The record is from the annotation of a GenBank genome assembly. NCBI's taxonomy places the organism in Eukaryota, Viridiplantae, Streptophyta, Magnoliopsida, Malvales, Dipterocarpaceae.
CAACAAAUUACACCAAAUAAGUCCCGAGUAUGUUUGGUCAAUGAUGAGAGAAAACCAUUUUCAAAAAAUAAUAAUAAUAAUGAUAGAAAACCUGUUAUGUCUUGGGAUUCACAUCAAUGAUAUUCCUAAUCAAUCCUACCAAACGCAACUUCCCAACUUGGUCUCCGGCUACAUAAGCAUAACCUCCCUCGCUAUAUUGUUUCAGCCAAGAGCGAAACAGCAAAGCCAUAGUGCCAUAACAGAACACAUAUCCAUUCUUCGUUAUCCAAAUACUGCGCUAAUGGCUCCAUCAAUCGCUGUGGCUAAUCCGAAGUCGGUGAAGGAAGAUGAAGAGUUGAGGACGAGAAACGGCGAGCUGGAGAGGGAGCUGAAGGAGAGCAAAGAGAGGGAGGAGAUGAUGAGGAAGGAGCUAGAAAAGGCGUGGGAGAGGCUGAGAGUAGCGGAGGAGGCGGAGGAGAGGCUCUGCUCGCAGCUGGGAGACCUGGAGGCGGAGUCCGUUCAACUGGCACGUGACUCCAACGCUCGCAUCAUCGCCCUCACGGAUCAACUCUCCCAAGCUCAGGCUAACCUUGCCCUCUCCGAUCGCCGAUCCCCUCAGCCUUCCGCCAUUUUUUGAUUUCAGUUUUCUCCAGUCUCUUGUGGAUAGAUGGUUGUUGCUUCAAUUACACGGUUCUUGCGUCGUGCUCAGUUUGCGGAGGAGUGCUGUACAGAUCAUUAAAAGUAGACUCCUUGAAUUUUUCUUUAUUUUAAUUUCUUUAUUUUUAAUUCACUGAUGAACAAGUCUCUUUUUGCCGGACUGCAAAAACAGAAAAUUUGGAUGUGAAGAGGCCAAAUAUCAAUGGACCACUUCUCAUUUUAAAGUUUUUGUUUUAUAUUUCGAUUCGGUUAAGACUUUGUUGAUGAAAUUUCAUGUACUUACCAAGAAUAUAUGAUGAAUGUGAAAUAAGUUGUGGUUUCAAGC